This is a messenger RNA of Symbiodinium sp. CCMP2456, 1806 nucleotides long. The record is from the annotation of a GenBank genome assembly. NCBI's taxonomy places the organism in Eukaryota, Dinophyceae, Suessiales, Symbiodiniaceae.
AUGGCUUGGAUCCUGGGCCUUACUUCAGGACCGCAUGAUUCUGGAGCAUGUCUGCUUCGUGAUGGCGCGCUGAUAUGCGCUGCCAACGAGGAGCGUUUCAGUCGUCGCAAGCAUGACGGAUGUUUCCCGAAGCGGUCGAUCGAAUACUGCUUGCAGUCGCAAAACAUUGCCCCAAAUGAUAUUAGCAUCGUCGCGCAUGGCUGGAAGUUCGAUGGACAAGACUUGACAAAGCGGCUUGCAGCGGAGCCGGUGGAGGUUCAAAAGCACAUGCGUUGGAUGGCUGCGAAAUUUCGGGACGUAGAUUUGAACGUGGAAGCGCGGCUCCGAUCAGGCUUGCAAGCCCUUGGAAUCCCUGAAGCACGCUUGCAGAUGUAUGAUCACCACAGCUGUCAUGCUGCCGCCGCUUUCUUUGCCUGGCCGGCGCGCCUGACAGCCAAUUGCUGUGAUUGCUGUUGUGUUACUUUGGAUGGGCGAGGAGACUAUGCAUCUGGCAAGAUUGUGAAUUUUUGCAAGAAACCAGCGGUCCUUGACGUGACUUCCAUGUUUGACAGCCUUGGUAUGCUCUGGGCCUUCGUGACUGCCUCCUUGGGUUUCAAAGCUUUCCGUCACGAGGGCAAGCUGACAGGCUUAGCUGCUCAUGGGGACGGCAGUCGUACGGCGCGUAUCUUCGAAACGGUCAUGGGGCUAGUGGAAGAUGGAGGUUUGUGGAGGAUCAGAGCCUUCUGGCAAGAAGAGGAGACGAAGAAUUUCAUGCUGUUUCUGGCCAGCUUGGAGGGCCCGUCAGCCGAAAGGCGAGAGGUUCGGACUUUCGCUCUCUACCAGGAGCUGCAGCAGCACCAGCCGAAGGAUGUCGCCGCGGGAUUGCAAAUCUUCACAGAGGAUCUUCUGCUGGAUUACAUGCGCUUGAACAACUUCGUCAAGCCCUACAUUUGCGUUGCUGGUGGUGUCUUCGCCAAUGUACGGCUGAACCUGCGGCUACGGCAGCGUUUCCAGGAUGUGACUCAGGUCUUCGUGUAUCCCAACAUGGGCGAUGCAGGGCUCUGUUUUGGAGCUGCAGCUUUGGCAGCUUCCGACGCAGGCCAGCAGGUUUCCUGCCCGAAAGGCAGUGUUUUCCUGGGACCCGACUUCUCCGCAGAGCUUGGGGACGUUCUGCGGCCUGUGUCCGUCUUCGGUGGGUCGGAGAUAAGUCAUUUGGAAGGAUUUGCAGAGGAGGUGGCGGCCUAUCUGGCAAGGGGAAAAGUCGUGGGUCUGUACGUGGGUGCCAUGGAGUUUGGCCCGAGAGCCCUUGGGAAUCGCUCUUUGCUGGCUUCUGCAACAGAUCCCGCUAUCAACUCAGACUUGAAUGCACGCUUGGGGCGGACGGAAUACAUGCCAUUUGCCCCAAUGACGUUGAGAAGUUUUGCUGGGCAGGCGUAUUCGGACUUUCCCGUCGAGGACUUGGAAGCCGGGCGACAUAUGACGAUGUGUUAUGAAGCCACACCGGAGUUGAAGAAAAUGUGCCCUGCAGUCGUGCAUGUGGACAACACAGUGAGGCCACAAGUCGUGGACGAACGUGACGGACUAGCGUAUCACGUGUUGGUGCACUACGAGGCAAAGACCGGCAUGCAUAGCCUCAUCAAUACUAGCUUUAACAUGCACGAGGAUCCGAUUGUCUGUACUCCGAAGGAUGCCAUGCACGCCUUCGAGAAGGGUGCAUGCGAUGUGCUGGCAGCUUUCCCUUUCUUGAUCUGGAUGACAAUGUCAGCUGGAGACGGGGCAUCAUCUGGGUACGUCGAAGAGCAAAAGGGGAAGCCCGAUGCAAAAUGA